Anguilla rostrata (American eel) is the source of this 2978-nucleotide messenger RNA. It is a transcript of the gene pawr, whose product is annotated as PRKC, apoptosis, WT1, regulator. The transcript has 7 exons. NCBI's taxonomy places the organism in Eukaryota, Metazoa, Chordata, Actinopteri, Anguilliformes, Anguillidae. Bases 342 to 1397 code for a protein of 351 amino acids. Gene Ontology annotation, biological process: apoptotic process; positive regulation of apoptotic process. Gene Ontology annotation, cellular component: cytoplasm. The record is from RefSeq and is a predicted model, not a curated record.
AGCGUUCGGGUACAUUCGUUAAAGCUCGACUGUGUUCAGCGCGUGAGAAUGGGGGCAGAGCAAGCGCAGCUUGCGAACUGCCUGUGCGACAAACCGAACUGCCUCUGACGCGUAUUUCAUUCCACCGGACUGUUCACCUGGGAGACCGCAUGAAAAACAGACCACUACACGUUUGCUGAUACUAUCUGCAAUCUGUUUCACUGAAGGAAUGUGGUGCAAUUAGCUGCAUUGAGGAAUACAUUUUCAUAAACAAAAGUUUGUUUACUGUGAAAAGACUAGCACAGUUGAAACACCAAGCAGUGCGGUUUACAGUAGGCACCAAUUAAACGUUCAGAGGGAACAUGGCGACGGGUGGAUUUAGAUCAAGCGCGACUACGGACUUUUUGGAAGAAUGGAAAGCCAAACGUGAGAAAAUGAGAAUGAGAAAUGAGAAAAUGCUUGGGGAGGGUACUGCGUCUUCGCUUGGAACAAACAGCAAAAGCGAGACCCGGAAUACAAGCCAGAGCCCCGAAUUAAACAACAACGGCAACCCGGACCGCGGAGGUCCGACUUCUGUCAACUGCGCGUCAUCUCAUCCCGUUGUUCGGUCGUCCUCCUCGUCUGCCCUGAGGAGACCGGACGAUGACCCACACUCGACACCAGCCACCAGGGGGUCCGAUCCCCCGGUAGGACACCUGAAGAAGGCACCCCAGCCCGAGAAAGUAAUAAUAAGCACCCCUCAACCGGAGUCCAGCGGGAAUGCGUACGUCGAAGACGACACGGAGAGCCCGACUCUAGGAACUAGCUCCAGCAAGGGGAAAGAGAAGAAGAGCACCGGUCCCAGCGCCAGGAGGGGAAAGGGCCAGAUAGAAAAGAGAAAGUUGCGGGAGAAGCGGAGAUCUACAGGUGUUGUCAGCAUGCCGUCCAACGAGAGUCUGGACGAGCUGGACGACGAUGACGGCGUGGAGAAGGAGAAGAAGGAGGAGGAGCUCACUCAGCUCAACACUGUCCAGAAUGAGGCCUUAACUUCUGAUCCCGCCACGGCCCAGCUCUCACCGGAGUCACAGAGAGCAGCGGCAGGCCGGUACAGAAGCUCGCCAGGCCCGGGCGCUGAAGAGGAGGCGGGCGGCGGCGGCGGCGGCCGGCAUCGCCCUGGUUACGGUCGGCACGGAAGGGAGUCUGGCUCCGCUGGCGGGCUGGAGAGGAAGCUGGAGGAGCUGGAGAAGGAGCUCGCCAGAGAGAGGCAGGAAUUCUCUCGGCUACUGAAGGCCCACGAGGACAAAGACGAGCUCAUCCUCAAGCUGAAGGAGGAGAUCGACUUGCUGAACAGAGACCUUGAUGACAUUGAGGACGAGAAUGAGCAGCUUAAACAAGAGAACAAAACCCUCCUCAAAGUGGUUGGUCAGCUGACCAGGUAGAACCACACCCACCCUGAAACAGGGCCUGCUGGGGGGGGGGGUGGGUGGGUGGGGGGGAUGGGGGCUCCAGGGGUUGCCAUGGAGCACUACCGUCUCUCCUGGGAUUUCCACAACCUUUUCUUCAUCGACCUUCGCUGCCUCUUCCCGCUUAUCGGGAAGACGAGUUUCCAUGUCUUACAGACGUUCUUAAGGCCUUACAGGACAUAGAGCUUCAUUGCAUUGAAGGAGCAUUUUUGUCUGUGUGUUUUUUAAAAGGGGGAUUUGAAGGUAGAACCGAGGUGUUGUCGUAGAGUACGAAAGCGGAUUUUAUUUAUAUGUGGGUGAUUAUGUUCAAUGUAAAUGCGUUUAAUGUAAAUAGGCCACUCGUUUUUUUUUUUUUUGUUUGUUUUUUUUUUUUUGUUUUGAAAAAUCUUUAAAAAGAAAAAUGACAUGAAUGAAUGUGGUGUACCACCAAAAAAAAAGAGGCAUUUAUACAUUCAGUCUUUGGCCCUAACAAUAAGCAGCCUUUUUAUAUCAAAGCGUUUUCCAUUUAGGCCAUUCAUUUUUAAUUAGCACAAAUUUACCCCACUAUCACGUGAUGUUGUUUUGAGUGCGUCGAGGUUGCGGGACACAUCGUCAGGUGUUAGCUGCAUCCAAUCACAUUAUUCACAGCACUGCUUUCCUCCUCUGGCAUCUGCAUUUAAAGGUGCGUCUACAUUAUUGCUCACAACGUGGCUUGCUUCAUAUGAACAACAAUUUUAAGACGACAUUCCACUGGCCAAAGUGCGAACGGUGCCUUGCACAUUACGUGUAUGAGUUUUAAAUAUAUGAGCGCUUUGUUUCAUUAAAGAGGGAGUGAGGAAAAAGCCUGGUGCUUUUUUUUAUUAAUUUGAUGCCCAGUGUUACCGUUGUCGUUGAUUUAGAUGUGUACAUUUGAAAGCUUAAAUGGAGGGAAAGAUAGAAAAUCAGAAAACAUGAAAUUACUGAAAAGUAAAUAUAAAAAUGUCCUUUAUAAAUUAGGUAGUCAUCUUAAUUUAGCUAGUUUUGGUGUGGAAUACUGGGAUUACAAAUAGCAGAAAUGUAUCAUGUUCAGUUUAUAUCAAAGCAAUUAGUUCAUGCUAAUAAUUAAAAGCAAAUACUUGUUUGCAUUAUUACGAGAUCUACCCGAUUAUGUGCUAGAUGUAUGAUUCGUAGAGCGAGCUACUGCAGACAGAGCAUUGUAUAACAGUAUCAGUGGAAAGAAAAGAUGGCUAUUUGGAAUGCCUGUAUCCCGGCUUCUGUGUUUUCCACUGAACGCAGUGAUACUGCAUGACAGGUAUAUUACUCUAAUCAGCCGCAAUAUUAUGCCUGAUAUAGACAUUGCUCUCCAUAUUAGGAACUUAUUUUGUAUUCAAGCGUUCGAUUAAGUUGUCAUAACAUACAAGCGUGCAAAUUGUAUUGCAUCCUUCAAUCCUGUAAAACGGUGUCAGUGUGUAUAUUUAGUUAUUCGGCUGUAAUGGGGAGAACUCAAAAAAAAAUCUCUCUCUCUCCCUUUGGAGUUUGCAUGUAUAGAAGAAGUCUUUUAUUAAAAGAACCUUUAAUAAAAAAUAUGAUUAUCCUGUC